Messenger RNA from Rhodamnia argentea, 1191 nucleotides. RefSeq lists its product as uncharacterized. The coding region runs from base 135 to 1187 and encodes 350 amino acids. The record is from RefSeq and is a predicted model, not a curated record. The transcript is spliced from 9 exons. Lineage: Eukaryota; Viridiplantae; Streptophyta; Magnoliopsida; Myrtales; Myrtaceae. Gene Ontology annotation, molecular function: hydrolase activity.
CGUCACGACAAGAGCCUCACGCGGAUGCCAAAUUGCGUUACGGGUUCUCGAGACGAGGACGAAAGCGGACCCUUGUAUUCCAUGUGGUUCGACGCGCCACAUGUCGCCAGCCGAAACGAACGAGAAAGCUAGCGAUGUUGAGCGCGUUGCAGCACGCGCCAAAUCCUUUCCCAUACUACUUCACUGCCCCUCUGCCCGCCCCGCGCAAUAGCAGCUCUGCUCGCGCUUGCGAUCGCUCUCGCUCUCACAUGGCGGUUUCCUCGGUUCGAAUCGCAGUCGUCGGAGACGUCCAUGAUCAAUGGGAUCUCGAGGAAGACACAAAGGCACUCCAUUUCUUGAAGCCGGAUCUGGUGCUCUUCACAGGCGAUUUUGGUGAUGAGAAUGUGGAGCUCGUUAGGAGCGUUGCGAAGCUUGAAUUUGCAAAAGCAGUAAUUUUGGGAAAUCAUGAUUCCUGGUUCACUCAGCAAUUUUCCAAAAAAAGGAAGGAUAGCGUUCAACUGCAGCUAGAAUGUCUUGGAGAGGAGCAUGUAGCGUACAAGCGAUUGGAUUUUCCUCAAUUAAAGUUGAGUGUUGUCGGUGGACGGCCAUUCUCCUGUGGCGGUGAGAAGUUGUUCCGAAAGAAGCUCCUAUCUGCAGGAUUUGGAGUUGAAGACAUAGAUCAAAGUGCUCGGAGAAUCUGUAAGGCUGCCGUGGGGGCUCCAGAGGAUCAUUUGGUUAUAUUACUUGCCCAUAAUGGACCUACAGGUUUUGGAUCUAAUAUUGAUGAUAUUUGUGGAAAGGAUUGGGUCUCUGGUGGUGGCGACCAUGGCGAUCCAGACUUAACUAAAGCCAUAUCCGAGUUAAAAGAGAAUGCCAAAUUCUGUAUACCACUGGUCGUUUUUGGCCACAUGCAUAAAGAGCUUGCACACGGUAAGGGUGUUAGGAAAAUGAUAGUGGUGGGGGACGAUGGCAUUAUAUAUCUUAACGGGGCCAUCGUCCCUCGGAUCAGAAGUUCGACUAGUGAGCUGACUGGAAACACAAGUAACAAUAGCAAUGAGGCUUCACAUUCUGGUACGGGUUCCACUCGAGCUUAUACUACUGUGGACAUCUCAGAAGGAAGAGUGACCAAGAUUGCAGAAUGUUGGGUGUCCGUCGUCGGCGAAGCGACCAAACUACAAGAAGAGCACAUACUUUUAAGCGUUGCAUAAACGU